AUGGCUGAAUCUGAGCCCUCGUACAUUGACUACGAGGCCUUCCUUGAUCCGUCGUUCUCUCCCACCUCCUUUGCCAACACCCUGAUCACAAGCACGAACAAUCCCUCCGACUCGCCACUCGAUCUCUCCACCCCUCUCUCACGAGUGCUAUUCGAUAUCCAAGAGAUAGACACUCAUAUACAUACCCUAACUACUAAAUCCGCACUUCCUCUCCUCGCACAUACUCGCGAUCAAAAUGAUGCCGGAUUGAGAGUUUUGCACGCCGUUGAGGCGCAAGUCUCCGUCCUAAAAGAGGGGUAUGAGAGACUGGAGAAGGAUGUUCUGAGAAAGUGGGAGGGCGCUGAAGAAGUUAGAGGUGCUGCAGAGAGGUCUUGGGCUACUGUGAGGCUUGCCAGGGCUGUUGGGAGAUGCUUAAUGCUAGGCAGGCAACUAGAAGGGCAACUUCUGGAAUUGAGCUCGCGAGCCGCAGAUACCGGCGGGGGCGGCUCAGCGAACCUGGUGAGAGAAGAUCAUAGGGCUCUCAUAAGAGCCUCCCAUACCCUUCUAAUGUUAAGGCGGAUGUUCACAACUACGGCAGAUGGAGAAGAAGGCUAUGGGCUUGACCGAGUCAAGGUCAUUCGAACUUUGAGAAGCGACCUAGUGACACCAGCGGAGAACAGCAUAAAAGCGAGAGCACAGCAGAUUGUGCAGAAGUUCUCAUUAACGUCCUUUGCCCUGGGGGCGGAAAACUCUACCCUUUCUGCGAGUUCUCGCGGCCCGAGCCCCGGGCCCACUACCUAUGCGCAGCAAGAAGAGGCAAGAGGGCGUGCUAUCUCUGCUAUCACGGCACUAUAUUUGCUAUCCCCAACUCCAAAAACCAAUAUCCCAGCAUUUACCUUUACCCCAGACCUUCUGCUUGCUACUUUGAAGGACUAUAUUCAUACAGCUUUGUCCACGUCGUUGGCUGCUCUAUCGCGGGGAUUAGCUAUGCUUCCAUCGCUUGAUCGAGCUCUCCUUGAGGUUUCCACACGUUGUCAGCACAUUGUAGCACUAGAAUCAUUGUUGGAGGGCAUUAAAGCUCCCAGUCACCCGUUCCUAACCUAUCCCUCGAGCCAAGUGCACGAAACAGAAAGACACGCGAUUGAUGGAGAUACUACGAGGAUGAAGGCAAAUCUACUUCAACCUUUGUUUCAAUCACUGGACACCCCGUCUCUCCCUUCGUACUUCUGGCGGUCGCUGGCUUCGUCCCUCUCACCUCGUGUCCGAGAAAUCGUUUCGCGCGGUGGUGUUUCUGCACGCACUUUAAGAUCGAACAGAGACCGGCUUCGUGAAGAUAUCCGAGCCUGUGUUUUACGAGGCUCUCAACUGCCCGGUACUGGGCUAACCAGAGCGUCGUCGCGGGCCGCGGAUGCGCCUAUAGUUGUUGGGAAUUGGGAACGCGAGGCCGCAGUCAUGGUCAGUUCUGUGGUUAGUGCCCUUGGGAGAUAA
Molecule: messenger RNA, 1467 nt
Organism: Uncinocarpus reesii 1704
Lineage: Eukaryota; Fungi; Ascomycota; Eurotiomycetes; Onygenales; Onygenaceae
Exons: 1
Coding region: 1-1467 (488 amino acids)
Biological process (GO): intra-Golgi vesicle-mediated transport
Cellular component (GO): COG complex
Source: RefSeq, a predicted model, not a curated record